Messenger RNA from Eremomyces bilateralis CBS 781.70, 3156 nucleotides. RefSeq lists its product as uncharacterized. The record is from RefSeq and is a predicted model, not a curated record. The transcript has 2 exons. Bases 230 to 2800 code for a protein of 856 amino acids. Lineage: Eukaryota; Fungi; Ascomycota; Dothideomycetes; Eremomycetales; Eremomycetaceae.
AGCCUUGUUGGAAACAGUGUCAUCAAAGAGUGGAAAUCUCGGACCUCCUGAAACUGAUUUGUUUCCCAAAUCUGUAACUUCUCCUUAGAGAAGACGUUGAACUGUGGAGAUGGUAAAACGAAACACUUUGGGAAAGAUAUUCGACGAACGAUCCGCUCGAGUCUCGGACCUAGAAGUCAACCGAGUCUCGGACCUCGAAGUGAACGAAGACACAAAAUCCGAAGUUAGCAUGGACGAGAUGACCGACGACAUGAAUAACACAUCAAUCGGUGGACUUGAGAUUCCCGGUCUCGACGCCUGGGAACCUCAAGUUCGGCCUGAAAGUAUGUCUGAUGAAAGCGCCGGUGUGGUAUCGGCUCGGGCAGACCGCACUGUCGGCGCCCUCAAGACGAAAGAAGUCAUCUGGAACAUGAUUAGCAACAAGGCCUUGAGUCAAGCGGAAACCACGAACAUGCUCUCCAGCCUCGCCAAAGCCGAUACUGCCGUUCGCAAGACCUUCGCAACAGGACUAGGGCCACUGGAUAAAGUAUAUCCGAGUGUCCCGGUGCUCGCGGUUCGAUUGACGUUCCUUCCUGGAGCUGAUAAGCCACAGGUCAACCGCCUGGAACAGGUAGGCAUGGUGGCAGGAGAACCGGAUCAGCGCACACCGUUGUGGCGCGUCAUGACCGCUGGCAGCCUGCUUCAGGACUUUGAAAUCAAGCAAGAUCUGUCCAUUGUCUUCAAGGAUCGGGUCUCACAGUAUGCCGGCGAGGCCAGGUCUCGACUCCAAUCGAACCGUUCCCCAUAUGGGCUCGGAUCUACCAUGACCGGCGUGGUAGAGAUUGAAGGCAAGACUUACGAGGCCGUGACGAUUGAUUCGGACCACGUCAAGAUUGUGAACAAUCUUCGCGCUCAAAGGUACCCAUGCGACAUGGAGGCGACCCUGAUCGAGGUCGAUGGGACGUCCUUGAUGGCGUUGAUGACCAAUUAUCGGCACUUGAUCAACAAGGGGGGCCCGGAGAUGGAUUUCGAAGAAUCGGAAAAGCUGCUCGACGGCAUGAUUGAGGACGCGAGACGAGUGAUUUAUAGGAGUCCGAUCCUAUUCCGAGCCUCGACGCGGCAGCAGAUCAUUGCGUCGAGGAACACUCGCUAUGGAGUCAAUCACGAUCAGGUCUUCCAAACGCUGACAACGAGCGAGGGGAUCCGUGAGAUAUUGUCUCUCAGCGCAUCAUACUACAACUCGUUGGAUCCGGAAGACACCAAUACACGGGUGCAGAAAUUCAUCCGGCCUCGAUUCCUGCAAAUGAUCGUGUUGUUGAUCUCCUUGUUGAACGAGACCGACACUCAAAAGAUCGCUCGGUUUUUGGAACAGACUUACAAGCUCAAGGCGGACCGACCCAGUCUGGAACUCCUAGUCCUGAAGGUUAUGCCUCUGAUAUCGAUAAAUUCCCAGGUCUUCCUGACGGCGAUCGUCCCUGCAGUUGAGGGGUUCCCACUCACCGACACCAGACCGGAAUACCAGAGUUGGUAUUGGGAUUUCUUUGUGAAGCAGAUGCUGAAGCGAGGCUACUUCUUGCCGGGCACCGUCGCCACCCUUGGCCGCCAACAGUCGUCAUGGCUCGUGAAAUGGCCCAAGGGGGGGUUCAAUACGUCCCUCGUGUUCAAUAAUCUCCAGUUCAGCGGUGAUUUGCGGACCGGGAACGAUAUUCCCGCCCUCGAGCUUCAUCCCGAGCAAGGACAAUCGGAGCUUACUGUGAUCAUGACAAACGGCGACACGUACAUCGUUGCCGCGUCCGACGUCGAGAGGAUCACCUCCCUACAAACCGGACAAUAUCCGCUUCGGGAGCCAGGAGACAACGGUCGCACCAUGACCAUGGAAGUACGAGACGAGUCACUCAACGAGGAGGAGUUCGAAGCACUGUAUAUUGCCAACGUCCUCGUUGAAAAUUUCAACCGACAUAUUGUCUCUGUCCGCCGUAGUACCUCCUCGAGGCUCACCAACCUGGUGAGAUACAGAGGCGUGGGCCGCGCGCCCAAAGACACAUCCGGCCUGCAGGCUUUGGCCACCACGGGACGAUUGACACGGCAUACUGCGACGCUGAACGGGAUAAAGCUUGCCGUCGCCUACAAGCUGAAUGGACGCAAGAUAAAUAAACACCAGGUUUCAAGACUCAUGCAACGAAAGAACUCGGAGAUACUCGGGAUUAGGAACUACUAUUCCGUGCGCGUUGAAAAACGAAUCAUCUCUCUGGAAAGGCAGUAUGAAGACGACUUCUGGCGAGCGGUGCGGAAUAUCCAAGGCUUCCUGACCCAGGCAGAAUCCAAAAGAAAGGAUGUCGAAGAUUCUGACUUACUGUCCGACGAGCCCAUCUCCCAAGUCAUCUACCCAGGCGCCAACGGCAAAGUCGCAUCGAACGUCUGGUUCGAAUACGAAGUCGAGCCGUACGUCAACGGGCCGCUGAAGAUGCAUGCGCGACGGUCCCAGGUGAUCAGCUGCGCGUGGCUGGCGCACAAUGUCAUCGAAGUCGGGCUGCAAAACGAUCCGAACCGGUACUUCGUCAGUCCGCUCAAAUUCGUGGAGGAGGGGGAUCGGAACGAUGAGAUUCAGGUGGAGGACCAUGCCAUCCUCGCGGGUCAGUACAUGAUCAUUGCGGAGGGCAACGAUAAUCUGAGGGUGAUUGGGAACUUGAUCAUGACCAAUUGCCUUCGGAUCAUUAGUGUUGAGGAGGUCAAUCGGACGAGAAGGGGGGCGAAUCGUCAGGGUCGAGGAGCAAACCGUGCAGCUACAGGAGAGAGUCUGACCGCAUGUGUCUUUGUUUGAUGGAAUGUUGGAGAUAUCCUCUGCGCCCUGCGGUCUUCAUAUGUUGUCGUUCUAGGUGUUUAGGUCUGGUGUCGGCAUAUUCCUUCAUUCUGGAUCAAAGAUAGUUCUCUGUGGUCUUCAUAUGUUGUCGUUCCGGGAGAAUGAUUAGGUAUAUUCCUUCAUUGUAGAUGAAAGACUGGCGUCUGGUUCUUCAAGCCGUCGACCACCUGGAAGCGUUGAUAUGUUUCCUAGUGUCAAUUGUCAAUCAGUUCGGCCUCGAUCAGGACUAAGACGAAACAAGAUUGUACAUAGUAUACCGGAGCAUCGUGAUAAUUACCCAGUGAUCGUCACCAUUGCCCAAAUAGGCAAGCUAUAUU